Molecule: messenger RNA, 1329 nt
Organism: Naegleria lovaniensis
Lineage: Eukaryota; Heterolobosea; Eutetramitea; Acrasida; Naegleriidae
Exons: 5
Coding region: 1-1329 (442 amino acids)
Biological process (GO): endosomal transport; vacuole organization
Molecular function (GO): ATP hydrolysis activity; ATP binding
Source: RefSeq, a predicted model, not a curated record
AUGUCCUAUGUUGAUUUUGUAACACCAGCCAUCGAUCACGCAAAGCAGGCAGCUGAACAGGAUGAAGCUAAAAACUACGAGGAAGCACAGCGAUUAUAUUUAAAAGCUAUAGAUUUUUUUAUGACUGCUAUUAAACAUGAAACAAAAAAUCCAAAGAAAAAAGACAUGCUGAAAUCAAAAGUUCAAGAGCUCAUGGACAGAGCAGAACAAAUCAAAACGUUCUUAAAAGAAAAAGCUGAAAUUGAAAAGGGAGAUAGCGAUUCUUCUGGAGGAUCAAGCGCUGUGGGAUCAAUCGCAAAAGCAAAGUCAAAGAAAGAAAAAAAGGAAGAAGAUGAAAAACAACAAUUGAUGGGUCAGUUAGAGAGUGCCAUUGUAAAGGAAAAACCAAAUGUAAAAUGGGAUGAUGUCGCAGGUCUUGAAGGUGCUAAGGAAGCCCUUAAAGAAGCUGUCAUUCUUCCACUCAAAUUUCCACAGCUCUUUACUGGUAAAAGAACACCAUGGCGAGGUAUUCUACUUUACGGGCCUCCUGGUACUGGUAAGAGCUACCUUGCUAAGGCUGUUGCUACAGAAGCUGACUCAACAUUCUUUUCUGUUUCUGCUGCAGAUUUAGUUAGUAAAUGGCAAGGAGAAUCAGAAAAGUUGGUUCGAUCGUUAUUCGACAUGGCUAGACAAAACAAACCAAGUAUAAUAUUUAUUGAUGAAAUUGACAGUAUGUGUAGUUCCAGAGGAGAAAAUGAUAAUGAUAGCACUCGUAGAAUUAAGACUGAAUUUCUUGUUCAGAUGCAAGGUGUUGGUAAGGACGACAGCGGAGUUUUAAUUUUGGCAGCAACAAAUAUUCCAUGGGGACUUGAUCCUGCCAUUAGAAGAAGAUUUGAAAGACGUAUUUACAUUCCUUUACCUGACAUGCAGGCAAGAGUUGCCAUGUUUAAGAUUCACAUUGGAAAAACUCCAAAUACUCUGAAGAAGGAAGAUUUCGAAGAAUUAGCAUCGUUAACUGAUGGUUAUUCUGGAUCUGAUAUUUCUGUUUUGGUAAGAAAUGCAUUGAUGGAACCAGUUCGUACGUGCCAAUUGGCCACACAUUUCAAAAAAGUGUCUGGCGUUUGUCACUUGACUGGUCAAACAUGUAAUGACAUGUUGACACCAUGUUCUCCUGGAGAUCCAAAUGCUGUUGAAAUGACUUUAAUUGAUGUACCUUCUGACAAAUUACUCCCACCAGAUGUCACAAAAAGAGAUUUUAUUAAGGCACUUCGAACAGCUAGACCAUCCGUUUCAAAAGAUGACUUGCAUGCAUACGACAAAUUUACUAAUGAUUUUGGACAAGAGUGUUAG